Molecule: messenger RNA, 937 nt
Organism: Fukomys damarensis (Damara mole-rat)
Lineage: Eukaryota; Metazoa; Chordata; Mammalia; Rodentia; Bathyergidae
Gene: Smim7
Product: small integral membrane protein 7
Exons: 5
Coding region: 20-313 (97 amino acids)
Source: RefSeq, a predicted model, not a curated record
UUUCAGGAAUGGUCGGUUGAUGCUCCUUUUCCCUCCCUCCCGGGGACUUCCGCUUCCGGUUCUGACGGCUGCUUCGCCUGUAACGAUGAUCGGAGACAUCCUGCUGUUCGGGACGCUGCUGAUGAACGCUGGGGCCGUGCUCAACUUUAAAUUGAAGAAGAAGGACGCGCAGGGCUUUGGGGAAGAAUCGAGGGAGCCCAGCACAGGUGACAACAUCCGGGAGUUCUUACUGAGCCUCCGAUACUUCCGGAUCUUCAUCGCCCUGUGGAACGUCUUCAUGAUGUUCUGCAUGAUCGUGCUCUUUGGCUCCUGAGCUGAGAGGCGGAACCAGAACUCACCUGCCCGGAUGUGGAAUCUGCCUUUCCUGUUCCCGAUGACUUCAAGGGUGUUUUUAAAGUAAACCAGGGCCGUCCCAGCAGCCCCAGCUCGCGGUGGGUGGAGCCGUCCUCCCCAGCCUGGAGCUCCUGCCUGGAGGAAGGUCUCGGAAGGCCUGCAUCGCAGCAACUUUGCCGCCGGGAGCAGGUGUAGCGGCCUGUCUCAGAUUUGGGACCAUCCUUGGUUUGGUUUUCAUAACCUCCCUUCUGGUCCAAGUUGUUCUGACUCACAAAUCCUGGGAGCACCUGAGCAGAAGCGUUGCCGCCUGCGAGCCGGAGGAAGCCUCUUUCUGGCAGCGUCUGUGGCUGUGGGUCACGAGCCAAGCACUGGGUGUGAUGGGCGGCAGGUUCGGCCCAAGGCGCCCUCCGCAUUCCCCUCAUGCCACCUGCUGCCGUGAGGUCACCUGUCACUGACUGACCUGUUAGGCGGCCAGGGGGACGUGGGCUUAUGUUGGAGGAAGGGGAGCACAGGAUGCUUGCUCCUGGUUGGUGGGGGUUCGAAAAUUUGCUUUGCUUUGAAUGGCUUUGUUAAAUAAAGGCACCCUGGGCGCCCUCGACUUACA